UACAGAAAAAUUGUACAUGUCUGGUCUCCUGCUACUAGUGCUUUGUCUCUGUGGAUAUACAUAUCUUAAUUGAGCUGGUGUGUGGUAUACUUGGGUGCUGUGCUCUCACAUUCCACAGCCUGGAACUCCUUAGUGUCACCAAUAGGAAUGUAUCUCGACGACACACAGGUUUUCGACUUAACAUUAGGACAUCACUCCCACAGUUGUGGAAGUAUAGCCAAGGAACAAAAGAACACUGCAAUAAAAUGACCAUUGACCAACAACCACAAAACAUUUUUUUCAAUACAUAGGAAAACAGUAUAUAUUUUAAAAACGUAGCGUGGUCCUUGUAUACUCAAUGUGUGUAGAAGAUGUACUCAUUUUAUUUGGGUCACUUUUAACUUCCAAAGUAAACUGUAGAGAUCUUAAGCAAUUCACACUAUUACCGAAAGUCAAUCUCGUAACUGUAUCUGUAAUCCCUGAAAACUGUGGCUGUUUUGUGUUCAAUAUGAAAAUUGAGGCUAGCAUCUUUUUGCAUAGCAUCCUUUGGAAUUAAAAUUCCUGACACAUAAUAAUUCAGAUCAAAAUGAACUGAACUCGCUCACACUCAACCCAUAUGCUACUUUAGAAUCUCAUGACAAUACACAGCAAGACUGCACCAACACAAUAAAAUAAACACCAGUUCAUUGUUAAAAUACAGACAACCUGAGCACAUGACUGACAAAAUGCAUCGUAGUGAACUGCUCAACAAGUCAACUGGCUGCAGCCAGCACAGUACAUAGUACAACAUUUUUCCAUUUAUAAAAAGAGAUUAACAUUUACCUUGCCGAGAUUAUAAAGAAAAUGGUAUGAAAGAAACUUUGAACAUGACAAAAUGACUGCAUCUGGAUGGUUAUAUUUAGACAUUUUUUGCUGACUGCCCCCUACAGCUUACUGGCAUCACUGCAUGAGUUUGCACAAACCUUGGAAUGCACAUUCUAAAUGGUAUUUGAGAUUUUAAAUAUAUAUUUUCUAUUGCAACAGGCAUUAAAUCAAAUUAAUCAGAGAUCCAAUCAGAAGCGUUAUCCAAAUUGAUCUAUGAUUAAAAGAACCUGAAAAGCUAAAAAGUUAGCUCUAGCUCUGGCUCUGGCGUACUUGAAUGGCAAGUGGGUUGCAUUGACAUCUGUAGGUAAUUCCACCAAAUACAGGCAUUUGCUUUUGGCUGUUGUUUGUUUUUAUGUAUACAAAUCCUGAAAGUUCUCUGCUCAUCAACACAAAUGGACGCCAGUGCUAUAUGUUGGCCCCUGAAACCUAAAGCAUGCUUCUUUGAGAGGCUGUGAAAUCUGUGUGCAUACAUGUGAAUGGCACUAAAGAACACUGAUGUGAACCUACACAUUAUAUAUGCAACUGCUCCUUAUCCUAGACUUUGAAUACAGUGUGUGUUAUAUAACAAAUCAAUCAACUCAGGUCUUCUUGUUGCUUAAAAUUGGUUAAAUGAUACAUAGAUGGUGAAGCCAUCCGAUAUUGUAAGUGAGGACAACGUCACUACAGCAUGUAAGACCAAUGUAUGGAGAAAGCAUUGUGUAGGAAAAUUAGUCUGGACUACUGUUACAAAGUGGUUAUGUAGCACCUUGUGUUUAUCAAUUACUCUAUUUUGCUAUUUAUACUAUCAGAAUGACGUCUUUCUCUUUCUUUCUCUCUUGCUCUCUGUUCUCUAGCACAAGACUAGAUCAUGUAUAUGGAGCUGUUUUUUAAUGGAGAGUUCUCAUUCUCACUGUUGUACCAGACUGGAUCCACACAGUGGCAAUCUAUGUUUGACUAUUAAACUGCUUGAUUAUCUUUGUUGUUCCUGUCUGAUCGGUAUUUGAUUAACACAUCAAAAGUCAAUAAUUCUCACUAUUGUAAAUACAAACUGCGUCAACUGAACUGUAAUUAAACAAGUGUAUGGACAGCAUCCAUGUUCAGCUGGAAUUGGCUCAGAGGUGCAAAUAGAAGUUACAGUGUUUUAAAUUUACUAAGAACACUGUACUAAGACAAUUUUGCCAUAAAAAACAUGUAAUGACCAGGUUUUACUCUUUUCAUUAGAUUAACUGUUUCCAAAAAUCUGCCCAAGCUAUUUGUUUUAUUAUUAGCAUAGGGUUCAUAUCUUGUAUAAUCAAAGAAAGGUUAGCUUACCUUGCAAAUAUUAUAUUGUAAUGAAUCUGCAGAUAGCACAACAUGAGUUGAUAGUCCUCUCUUCCUCAUGUAUGAAGAUUAUAUGAUACUAUUAUAUUGCCUACUCAUGACACAAAUUCUAUGAUAUGGCAGCAUUAUUGCUAAAAUUAUCCUACCACACAAAUCAAAGCUUUGGGGUAUAAAUUACUAAUUCAUGACAUUUAAAGGAAGUGUUGGUCAUGCAACUCUCCGGAGACUACAUUUCACAUCUCAUUUUAAUUUUCCCUCAGUAAUUCAUAAAGACCCACGGUAACAUAUACAUGGAUACUUUGUGCAUUUUAAAAAGCCUUCUCCAAUAAAAUAAAAUGCAUUAUAGCAUACCCUAGCAAUUAAGCCCACAUUCAGGGGAUAGGAUGUCAUCAAUUUCCAUUAGGCUACUAUUAAUCAUGAUACAAUUUAAGUAAAAUAAUCAAGGAUUAACCAUAGCUUUUGAAUUUGACGUAAUAAAGCUAGCAAAUUCUUUAAAACAUGAUUAUUAGUGGUAUUUGUUUUCUGGGUUCUUGGCGCGCGCAAGCGCGCUUGGUGCACAAUGGAGAUGUUUGCGUGUGUGACAGAGCAACCGGAUAUCCGUGACCUGGCUUGAAAAAAAAGGGAAAAUGUGCUCACGUGUCCCGGAUAUACAAGAAUUUAAUGUAUUGAGAUAGGUGAAAUCGCAAUGGCAGACAUGUAUAUCAAACCGGGUAAUCAGGAGCGUGGAUGGAACGACCCCCCACAAUUUUCUUACGGUUUACAAACGGCUCAAGGCAGUGGCCCCAAACGUCUACUCAAUAAGAGAGUGCCACCUCCUCAACUCUCUGGACCUCAGAGCCCGUCUCCAGGGAUACCCCCUCCACCGAGUCUCUCCACUCCUCCCGCAAAUCCAACACCGCCACCGAGUUGUGGAAUGACCCCACCACCCCUGUGUAUGACCGCAUCACUGGCCCCGCCAUCACGGCCGUCUCCUGGGGUAGCACAGACAGAGUCUCCCAUCACAGACUCAGAAGGGGAGCCCAGUGUAGAUGAGGUUGUCGCCCUCCUUCAGUGGGCACUUACAGCCUGUAGGAAAUCUGUUAAGAAGCAAGUGUGUGAUGAUGUUGACAAACGUCUGAAGGUGUUUGAGGAUAUGUGGAAGAGUGGGAAGCUUUCACUUCCUGUCAAGAAGAGGAUGAAUCUUCUGGUUCAAGAGAUAAAAAGCCACAAUUGGAAUGCAGCUGAUGAAAUCCAUCGAUCUUUAAUUGUUGACCACGUGAAUGAGGUCAGCCAGUGGAUGGUCGGGGUCAAGCGCUUAAUUGCAGAGACCCGAAACCUUCAGCCUGAACACCUGUGUGCUGCAGACGCCGAGCAGACUCCGAGCUGCACAUCUGACGAUCCCAAUCCUGAGUAGUCUCGUUUGGACUUGUGCUUAAGCCAUCUGAAAAGGUUGUGGGAAUCAUGUGGCUGAAGGGCUUCCUUUGCAUACCUCUUGAGACUGAACUUUCUCCCCAGACAGUGUGGAAUGAUGGGGGAACUUCAAAGCUGCUGACUCAUCAAGCUCGACUCAUUGACUGCAUUCUCCUCCAUCCUUCUACUGUCUAUCUGCCUUAUCUUAUUCUAGCUGUACACGACAGACAGAGAGACACAGUCAAAGAGAGACAACUACACCGCAAAAGAAAGUUAAUGCUAUAUGGACUUGCUAAGACCUUGGAAUUAUGCAUGAAAUCUGUGUGAUUAAGUCAAUGCUAUGUAUCUCUCAUUUGUCUUCAGGAAUCAUACCUCUCGAAUCAGAAGUCAACCUUCAAGUUUAUUUAAGGCCAUUCUGCCAUAAUCUAUGUCAAGCUUGUUGUCAAGCAUUUUCACUGUGUAAUAUCCAUUAAGUAUACAAUUUUCUGUGUAUUUGAUUGGAUUCUCCAUUUUCUUCAGUUGUUCAGAUCAUGGUUGUUAUCAGUAACCAUGGUUUGUGUUUCUGUGAGGGAAUACAGUGCUGGUGCUUUGGGAUCUGAAAUUUCUAAAUAAUUUUUCCACUUUUGACACCUCUCUGUUUCCAUUUUACCUGUUUUGCACAUUUAAAAGACAACAAAGGGAAAGAAAAUAAUACUCAUUGUUAUUGACAGUUAAUUGUUACUGGACAAAAUUCUUUGUUACAAUAAUCUACAAUAUAAAUAAUCUGAAAAUAAUCUUCCGAAUGAAUAAUUAUCAUAAAUGACCAUACAUUGGUAACUUUUUUGUUAGUUUUUCUUCAUGUCUGCACACACCAAACUAAAUAUCCACUGUGAUUCAUCCAUUUAAAACAUAAUCUAUUCUUUAACAUUAAAGGCGUCCUAUGCAAGUUUUUUUUACCUGAACAGCUUUUACGGCAAUUGUUCAAUAUCCUACUAUUUGUAUUAAACAGUGUAAUAUUGCCAUGUCAAUC
This is a messenger RNA of Alosa sapidissima (American shad), 4540 nucleotides long. RefSeq names its product steroid receptor RNA activator 1 (gene sra1). Gene Ontology annotation, cellular component: nucleus. The record is from RefSeq and is a predicted model, not a curated record. The transcript has 6 exons. Lineage: Eukaryota; Metazoa; Chordata; Actinopteri; Clupeiformes; Clupeidae. Gene Ontology annotation, biological process: regulation of transcription by RNA polymerase II. The coding region runs from base 2828 to 3535 and encodes 235 amino acids.